Messenger RNA from Megalopta genalis, 506 nucleotides. The record is from RefSeq and is a predicted model, not a curated record. Lineage: Eukaryota; Metazoa; Arthropoda; Insecta; Hymenoptera; Halictidae.
ACGACAAUUUGCUUUCAGAUCUGAGCAUGUUGGACGCGUACAUGGGCCUGGCCCUGUCGGGGGAGCCGCGCGAGAAGUACGACGCCACGGGCAAACGGAAGAAGAUCUUCUUCUGCGCGAAGUGCUUGCACGGUUUCACCUUGAAGUGGAACCGGGACCGGCAUUACAGGUACGAGUGCGGGCUCGAGCCGCGGUACAAGUGUCCGUAUUGCGACAAAAGGAACAAGCAGACGUCGCAGAUCUACAGACACGUGAGGAGCAAGCACCCGACGGAGAGAGUCUGCGCGGUCACCCUGCGGAACUGAAGAGACAACCUCGGAAAUGAUUCGAACCACGAGAUGUCUUCGCGGCGCGCGAGUCCGCGCGAUCGAUCGCGCGUGUGUUUCCGCGCGAAAAGUCCCCCCGGCGCAGCCGGGAUCAUCAUCAUCGUCUUCUCGAUGUAGCCAAUUUGUAUCUCUGUGAACAUUGACAAAAACAAAAUAAACGUUUGCCUGGACACAAACGGC